AUGAUUUUCAAAAAUCAGAAUCCAAAUGGAGAAGCUACGUCAUAUGCCCUAUCCGCGUCUUUAGCAGAUUCAAACGUACCUAUCCAGAUCCGUUCGCCCCCAUUUGCCUUGCCAACGUAUGAGAUGGUGAUUGUGGCCGAUUGGUCAAUGGUGGUGCCAGCGUUGCUGGUGGUUAAAGAAAAGGGGAUGGGGCAUAGAGAUAAGACAGGUGAUUACACUUUACUUGAAAAUUUAAUGGGUCGCUCGCGUGGAAAUUUCCGUGGUGAAGAAGAUCCCAGUCAAAGAUCAAGGAGGAAAAAGAAUGCAUCCAGUGGUGAAAAUAUAGAUUCUGUUACUGCAGGUCAAGGGACCAGUGAUCGGAAAAGGGCUCUGUACCAUUGCAACUAUUGUAACAAAGACAUCAGUGGGAGAAUUCGUAUCAAGUGUGCUGUAUGUUCUGAUUUUGACUUAUGCAUAGAAUGCUUCUCAGUAGGAGCCGAGGUUCAUCCUCACAAAAGCAAUCACCCGUACAGGGUUAUGGACAUCUUAUCAUUUCCUCUCAUCUGUCCGGAUUGGAAUGCUGAUGAAGAAAUGUUACUUUUGGAGGGGAUUGAGAUGUAUGGCAUGGGAAACUGGGCAGAAGUUGCUGAGCAUGUUGGGACAAAGACAAAGGAAGUGUGCAUUGAACAUUAUAGGAAUGCUUACCUAAACUCUCCUUACUUCCCUCUACCGGAUAUGACGCACGUUGUUGGCAAAAACAGAAAAGAACUGCUUGCUAUGGCUAAAGAGCACCUUGAGGAUAAAAAAGGUGAACUUCCAUUGAAGGAGGAAUCUCCAUUUUCCCCCUCAAGAGUCAAAAUUGAAAAUUCCUACAAGAAUGGUCCUUCAGGUCAUUUGCCUUCUGCUUCAAAUGCAGGAAUUGCAGACAAUAAAAUGGCAUCCGACAUGGUCCAGGUCAAGGAUCAGCCUGAUUCUCUAAAACUGAAUGAUCAUCUAUCAGGACGGAGUUUUGGCAGCAAUAAACCUAAAUCUGCUGAGGAUGAGGGUCCAUCUUUGAUGGAGUUAAGUGAUUAUAACCCGAAAAGACAAGAAUUUGAGACUGAAUAUGAUAAUGAUGCUGAGCUGUUGCUGGCUGAUAUGGAAUUUAAGGAGACCGACACCCAAGAAGAGCGUGAGUUGAAAUUACGUGUGCUCCGUAUAUAUUCAAAGAGACUUGAUGAGAGAAAACGCAGGAAAGACUUCAUUCUCGAAAGGAGUUUGUUCCAUCCUAGUCCAUUUGAGGAGGAGUUAUCUCAAGAAGAAAAGGAUUUAUGCCGACGAUAUGAUGUCUUCAUGCGUUUUCACUCCAAGGAGGAGCAUGAAGAAUUACUUAAAACUGUUAUAUCAGAACAUAGGAUUCUAAAAAGAAUUCGUGAACUUAAGGAAGCACAAGUGGCUGGAUGUCGUUCCUCUGGUGAAGCUGACAGAUACCUUGAACAGAAAAGGAGAAGGGAAGCCAAAGACAGUGGUCACAGAAAGGAAAGUUCUCAGGCUGGUCCAAGCAGUCAGGAAAGUCUCAACGUGCCAGUUUCAUCGGAUUCACUUAAUACAUACUCAAAUACAACAUCUUCAGGCCACGCUAAUUCAUCGUCGCUAACUGAUUUGGAUUUUGUACCAUUAUCUGGCGCAGAUUUACUUUCUGAAUCUGAGAAACAACUGUGCCGUGAGAUCAGGUUACCGGCCCCUCGUUAUCUUAGAAUGCUAGAGUUCAUGACAAUACAAAUGAUGAGCGGCAAUAUUAAUCAGAAAUCCGAUGCCUAUUCCUUCUUCCAAAUUGAGCCAACAAAAAUAGAUAGAGUUUAUGAUAUGCUUUUGAAGAAGGGAAUGCUUCAACAAUGA
Molecule: messenger RNA, 1857 nt
Organism: Fraxinus pennsylvanica
Lineage: Eukaryota; Viridiplantae; Streptophyta; Magnoliopsida; Lamiales; Oleaceae
Source: the annotation of a GenBank genome assembly